Cuscuta campestris is the source of this 874-nucleotide messenger RNA. Lineage: Eukaryota; Viridiplantae; Streptophyta; Magnoliopsida; Solanales; Convolvulaceae. The record is from the annotation of a GenBank genome assembly.
GAGUCCUCAGGCAUUCACAAAAAAGGUGUCCUCAUGUACACAAAUCUUAAAUGAACAUUAAAAGGUCUCCCCCCAUCUCGCAAAACAUUUCCCCUUUCAUUCAAAUUUUUAUUGUCCCAAAAAACUUUUCUUCGUCAUGAAUAGAUUUUUUCUUGGUGGUAAUACUUCUCCAGUCUGCUCUAUGGGAGGCCCAACUUCAGUCUUUGGUUUUAAGUUAAGAGGACUUGGCCCUUCUGAGCCAAGAAGGGCAGUAAUCAAUGAAAGUUCUGAUUCUUCUGACUUGGACUUCGUUGGAGGAGAUCUUGCGGUUACUGCUUUUGCAGAUCUUUCAUUUGAUCUUCCAUUGAAGAUCCUCAGGGAAUCUGGUAUCCAUGGCCAUGCUUUUGCAUGCACCGGAAGCCUUAACAAACUGUCUGAAAAUGCAUUCAGAGGCCUAUCUUUUCAGAAGUUCCGUGAAUCAUUCAAAGCUUCAAUAGGAUUAGGAGUCAUUGUUCCCACUAAGCUUUUCAGGAUGGAGAUCAACUACUGCCUCAUACUGAAACAAGGAGAGCAUGACAGAGGGAAGACCGGCUUGCAGUUUAGCUUUUCUUCAUCCUUCUAGAAACCAGAAAAUUUAAAUCCGGCUACUUGAAUUUUAUACUGGUACAAUCUUUCUCGAGGUAAAUUUCCAUCCAUUUUCACCAUCCCUGUGUGUGGGGUCAACAUUUUUACAGCUUUGGGUCUGUAACCGAAAGAUUUACGCCCAUGGGUGAUCCAAUUUCGCAGGGAAUAAAGUUAGACUUGAGUAUGAACAUGAUUUCUUCAUCGUUGAAGCGGAUUUGAUUUAGUUUGUCGUGUUGUUAGUUUUUAAGUAGAAUCAAGAAUUACGGCAUCC